Molecule: messenger RNA, 687 nt
Organism: Strongyloides ratti
Lineage: Eukaryota; Metazoa; Nematoda; Chromadorea; Rhabditida; Strongyloididae
Product: DnaJ homolog subfamily C member 9
Exons: 3
Coding region: 1-687 (228 amino acids)
Cellular component (GO): cytoplasm; nucleus
Molecular function (GO): heat shock protein binding
Source: RefSeq, a predicted model, not a curated record
AUGGGUUUUAAAGAUGAUUGUGAAACUAAUUUUGGCUCAUCUGAAUUGUACACUAUAUUGGGAUUGAAUCCAAAAGACAAAAAGAAACUAACUAUUCACGAUGUUAAAAAAGCAUAUUACAAAAAGUCUCUACUUUUUCAUCCAGAUAAAUUCCGAGAAGAGGACAGUAAAAAGGCAUACGAUGAAAAUGGUAUUACAGGUGAAGAUGAUGAUAUCAGUGACUGGGUUUCUAUUUGGAAGAAACAUUUUAAACCUGUAACUAUUGAAGAUAUUGAAGCUUAUUUGAAAACAUACACAAAUUCGGAUGAAGAAAAGCAAGAUAUAAUCGAUGCUUACAAUAAGCAUAAAGGAGAUUUAAAUAAAAUUCUCGAAUGUACUUAUAAUUAUGACGUCUCUAAUAUAGAUGAUCUCAUGAAUCUUAUAAAUAGUAUGAUUGAUGAUGGAAUAUUAGAAAAAUAUUCAAAGUGGAAACCUUUAAGUAAAGCUAAGAUAGAAAAAUUAAAAAAACGUAAAGAACAAGAAAAAAUUGAAUGUGAAACUAACCUGAAAAAAAUUAAGAAAAAUGGUAAUGAAGUAAAGAGUCUAGAAGAUAUGAUUCGUGAAAGAAGCAGAAAACGCGGACAAGACAUUUUGAUGCAAUUAGAAGAAAAAUAUUGCCAACCAAAGAAGAAGAAACUUAGAAAUUAA